AUGGGAGAUUAUUUUUUUAGGAUGAAAAAGACCUGGCAGCUGCGGAUGCGGAGGGAGUUUGGAGUCCGGAUAUCGAACAAAGUUUUCAAGAAGCUCUCGCGAUCUACCCGCCCUGUGGAAGACGAAAAAUCAUCUUGUCAGAUGAAGGAAAAAUGUAUGCACAGGGCCAGCAGAUAUAAUACUGCCGGGGGAGGAACUCGGAGGGCGGCUGGUGCAGAGAAGGGGCGGCGAGUCGAGCCGAAGGGGGUGAGGGUGCGGGCCCGAAACUAUGUCAAGAAUGUGCAAUUAGUGCGCUGGGAGCGCGCCAGCUUUCUGUGGGGGGGAGACCACGUUGCCAAAGAGAAGGCACUGCAGACGAUGUCGAGUAUGUCUAGUGCGCAGAUAGUGUCCGCUACCACUGCAAUGCACAGCAAGUCUGCAGCUCUAAAUAUCGGUCUAACUCACAACAGUCACAACCCCGUUUCCUAUCCCGGAGCGCAAUUUUGGCAGCCUGGAUUACAGCCUGGGACCUCUCAAGAUGUGAAGCCUUUCGCGCAGGCGGCCUACACGGGCAAGCCGGCGACGGCGGUAUCGGCGGGCGACGUGGGGGCAGGACUGCAGACAGCGCCGCCGCCCGUGUGGGAGGGGCGGGCCAUCGCCACGCACAAGCUGAGGCUGGUCGAGUUCUCCGCCUUCAUGGAGUCGCAGAGCAGGGACGAGGCAUAUCAAAAACACCUGUUCGUUCACAUAGGAGGGCCAGCGUCGUACACUGACCCCCUGCUCGAAGCAGUGGACGUUCGACAGAUAUACGACAAAUUCCCGGAGAAGAAGGGCGGCCUGAAGGAACUCUAUGAUAAGGGUCCUCAGAACGCCUUUUUCCUCGUCAAAUUCUGGGCAGACCUCAAUUCCAACCUGCAGGACGAGGCCGGAGCAUUUUAUGGAGUAACAAGCUCGUAUGAGAGCAAUGAAAACAUGACAAUAACAUGCUCGACGAAAGUAUGCUCGUUUGGCAAACAAGUAGUGGAAAAAGUUGAAACUGAGUAUGCUCGGUACGAGAAUGGUAGAUUUGUAUAUAGAAUUCACCGAAGUCCGAUGUGCGAAUACAUGAUCAACUUCAUCCACAAACUAAAACACCUACCUGAAAAGUAUAUGAUGAACAGUGUUUUAGAAAACUUCACGAUAUUACAGGUUGUGAGCAAUAGGGACACUCAAGAGACUCUCUUAUGUACAGCGUACGUAUUCGAAGUGUCGACUUCGGAGCACGGGGCUCAACACCACAUCUACAGGCUCGUGAAAGACUAGCGGGUUAUCGGUGAAACUAUAACCUAUCACUUCAGUGCCUACACUCUCACAAUACUAGUAUUAUUAUCGGUUACAUACUUUUAAGAAAGUAGCUAGGUGAAAACGAUAUAAAUUGCCAUUUGAAUUUCAAAGAAGGUAUCUAAAGCUAACUUAUCUUCUUGAAAAUCAGAUCAUAGUACAAACAAACCCUGAAUUCAAUAUUUGCGUUUUGAUCCAAAUAAUACUCUCAAUUGAAAUCUCUUCAUUCAGUUCAUUGAAUUAAAAUAUAUUCAAAUAUAUAAUUUGAUGUUUUUCUUAUUGAAACUAAACCAUUGGUGUAGAUCAUUUUGAAUAUUUUAUUUAUCAAAAUGAUAUAUUUUUGGAGUUUGGAGAAUGAGACUGAAAUGAAAAAUAGAAAAUGUUUUUUGAAUGAAAAACAGAAUGAUUAUACUUCUAGGUGAACACAAAAUACUCGACAUCUACUCAUAUUCAAAGAAAAUAAUGUUGAUUAGGUAUCUCUAAAAUUAAAUCUAUCAACAACAACUUGAUGAUUUAGGAUUGUUCGUACUGUGAUCAAGUGAAAAAUUGUCUUAUUUCUGUUCAAUUUCAUAAAGGUUAUAUGUUUGUUUUGAUUAUAGUUUUUAUUUUAUCCACAACGUACUUCUAGUUCUUUAGUCUCUUCUCCCGAUUUUGACAAGUUGUAAAAAUGUGACCUAGUUUCAACCCGAUUGUCCCCUACAUUUUGAUAUCUUUCGCACAAUCAUAUUUUUUCGUUUUCAAAAUGUUGGAGAUGUUUGAGAUGGAGUAGAUCAUUGAUUAGUAAAAAUUAUUUAUUGUAUAAAAUUGAUUGAAUGUAAAAAAUACUAAACUUUGAUCUACUUUGAAAAUACCUUACUUAUUAGUAUAAAAUUAGGUUGAAGUUUGCUCUUUGUGAUGAUAAUUUUAAAAGUUUUAUAUAUACAUAUAGAUUUACAUAUUUAGAUUUUUAUUUGAUAUAUUUCGGAAUUAAAAUACCCAGUAUUUGAGUUAUGUUUAGUUUUUUCGCUAGUAAAAAAUAGCUUUAGAUGGUGUGUCUCCUCGAAAAGAUGUUCUAUAAUUACCUCGAAGGUAUAUACUGUUAUUUUUUUCGUGGAGAAUACUUGACCUUUGUGUUCAGUUUGGCAGCCUGAAGUUUUGCCAAAUAGAUUACCAAAUAACAUUCAGUUACAUGCAGAUAAUAACUGCAGUAGUUUAAUCUACAUUUUUAUAUUUCAAUAAUCGAAAAUAAUGUUGAUAUUGACAAUUAUUAUGGGCAUACAAAGUAUCUACAGCUUCAAUUGGUUUCUCGACUUUUACAGAUUUAUCGAUCUAAACUAAGUAAAAGUAUGUGAAAAUAUAUAUUUAUCAAGAAGGAAUAUUAUUGAAUGGAACGUCAAAAUACAGUGUGACCCACUUAAGACCGGAGCACCCUUAUAAAAUCUAUGGUGUUUGACCAAUUUAUUAUUUUUUGUUUCAGCAGAAGGACUAUCCUGCGAUCUACGUUAACACAAAUUUGCUAAAUAAAAUGUGCUCCGGUCUUAAGUGGGUCACACUGUAUAUCGAGUAGGAUGGACGUAUUUUAUUUUAGGGCUCCGUUAACCGACAAAGCGUAGGAAUUUAUAAUUUGGUAUGCGACACAAAUAUUUUGAUAAACAUUAUUUUUCCCAUUUUUUUUUAAUUAUUAUCAUUUGAAUCCAAACUUGAAGGUAACAAAUAAGUUGUAUAUUUUCAUGCUAUUUGAUGAUCUAUGAAAACAUCCUGAAUAACUUUUUUUUCUGGAGUGAACAAAUUCCAGUAGCGUACGUAAAUAUCAAGUCACCUCCAAAAUUGAAAAUUUUAUAAAAAAAAGUUCAUUAUUUCUCAUAUACCACCAAUGCUUUUGAUUACCAGUAUCAUCUCAAUAGGAUGAAUGUAAAUGAAUGUUCUGAUGCUGGUGUGUUCACAUUUAUUAAUGCAUAGUGCAAUCGAAAAAAAUAAUGCAAACAAUUGUGAAAACAUCAUAAAAAAUAUUUCACAAUAUUUUAUUACAAGUGGCAAUGUUUUGAUCUCUGAUUUAGUCUUUGGAAAUUAAUUAUUUGAUAGGUGUAUUUGCAAUUUUUGGUAGCUUAUAAUUUCAUUAUAAGAAGAAGUGCGAAAAUUAUGAAACCAUGAUGUGACUAUCCUCGAUCUAGAUAAUUUUUUACAACACUGACACAAAUGUGUCUUCUGUGAAGAUGAAAAAAUUUCGAAUUUUGAGUGCAUAGCUAAAUUAUUUGUAUUUGUUGAAUGGAUGAUAAGGAGAAUGAUGAGGAAGUGUCAGUGUAAAUGAUAAUAUUGUAAAUAUAUUUCUAUGAAAAUAUGGCGGCUAUAAAUAUUUUUAUCGUCUUAACAUGCAGUUAUAAGAUCCUUUAUGAAGUGUGCUAUAUUUAAAUGAGAUUUUUAAUCCAUAUCUGGAAAUGCCAUAUCAAUGAAUGAAAAUUAUUGAAUCAUAUACUUUUGCUCUUUAUGUGUACAGUAUUUUAAAUCAGGUUUAUAAUUUGUAUUGAAAAUUAUAAAAAUUG
Molecule: messenger RNA, 3818 nt
Organism: Phaedon cochleariae (mustard beetle)
Lineage: Eukaryota; Metazoa; Arthropoda; Insecta; Coleoptera; Chrysomelidae
Source: the annotation of a GenBank genome assembly